This is a messenger RNA of Lutzomyia longipalpis, 1603 nucleotides long. It is a transcript of the gene Arr2, whose product is annotated as arrestin homolog. The coding region runs from base 187 to 1383 and encodes 398 amino acids. Gene Ontology annotation, molecular function: G protein-coupled receptor binding. The record is from RefSeq and is a predicted model, not a curated record. The transcript has 2 exons. Gene Ontology annotation, biological process: signal transduction; G protein-coupled receptor internalization. NCBI's taxonomy places the organism in Eukaryota, Metazoa, Arthropoda, Insecta, Diptera, Psychodidae. Gene Ontology annotation, cellular component: cytoplasm.
GGGGAUGUGUUAAACUUCUGGUGAUUUUAUUGUUGAAUAUUCGGCAGAAACGAUAAACUUGUGUGCUAACUUCUUAAUUUGAAAAAGUGCUGUUAAAGAUUCAGUUUUUAAGUGUUGCAAGUUCUUUGAUCUUAAAAAAGUUCCCUCAACGUCUUAGAGAAAAGUUUACAAAGAAAAAUCGCAAAAAUGGUUGUUGCUAUGAAAGUUUUCAAGAAAACCACCCCAAAUGGGAAGAUGACCGUUUAUUUGGGGAAACGUGACUUCAUUGAUCAUUUGGAUUAUUGCGAUCCAAUUGAUGGGGUUGUAGUCAUUGAGAAUGACUACCUCCGUGGUAGGAAGAUUUUCGGCCAGCUCACCGCAACGUACCGCUAUGGACGGGAGGAGGAUGAAGUGAUGGGGGUGAAGUUCUCCAAGGAGAUGGUUCUGGGCAAGGAACAAAUUGUCCCAUUGAUUAAUCAAAAAAUGGAGAUGACUCCAAUGCAGGAGCGCCUGGUUAAGAAACUCGGCUCCAACGCCUUCCCAUUCACUUUCCAAUUCCCCCAAAAUUCCCCCUGCUCCGUCACCCUGCAAGCCGGUGAGGAGGACCAAGGCAAGCCCUUGGGUGUGGAGUACACUAUUCGCACCUACGUUGGGGACAAUGAGGACGAGAAGGGUCACAAGAGGAAUCAAGUGAGUCUCGUGAUAAAGAAACUCCAGUACGCCCCACCAACACGAGGACGUCGUCUGCCCAGCUCCCUCGUCAGCAAGGGCUUCACCUUCUCCCAGGGAAAAAUAAAUCUCGAAGUCACCCUAGACCGGGAAAUCUACUACCACGGAGAGAAAAUUGCAGCGAACGUUGUGAUCACCAACAAUUCCCGCAAAGCCGUUAAAAAUAUCAAAGUCUUUGUGGUGCAACACUGCGAGGUGACCAUGGUCAAUGCGCAGUUCAGUAAGCACGUUGCUUCGCUGGAGACACGCGAGGGUUGCCCCAUUACACCUGGUGCAAGCCUCACUAAGACCUUCUACCUCGUUCCCGUUGCAUCCUGCAACAAAGAUCGCCGUGGAAUUGCUCUCGAUGGACACCUCAAGGAUGAAGAUGUGAAUCUCGCAUCGUCAACACUCAUCUCCGAUGGGAAGAGCCCAUCGGACGCCAUGGGCAUUGUUAUAUCCUACUCUGUGAGGGUUAAAGUCAGUGCUGGUACCCUUGGUGGGGAACUCGUAACGGAUGUGCCACUUAAACUUCUUAAUCCAGCACCAGGAACAAUUGAGAAGGAGCGUGUAAAUGCCAUGAAGAAGAUGAAAUCCAUUGAGCGACAUCGCUAUGAAAACUCCCACUACGCCGAUGAUGACGACAACAUCGUCUUUGAGGACUUUGCACGCCUCCGUAUGAAUGAACCCGAAUAAACCGUCAAAGCAAUGGAAAUCAAAUGGACAUGCAAAUAAAGACGUAAAAUCUCCAGAAGAACAAACAAACGAACGAACUUCAUUUUGCAAAAUGGAGUAAAAUAUGCAAAAAAAAAACUUUAAAAUGCUGCAACCUUCCUCCUGAAUCUCCAUUUUGAUUUCUUUUCGCAAAAACAUAAACCUCCCAUGUGCUCACAAAUAAAGUGUUUUUUGGGUUGAA